Messenger RNA from Pleuronectes platessa (European plaice), 1623 nucleotides. RefSeq names its product regulator of G protein signaling 4 (gene rgs4). The record is from RefSeq and is a predicted model, not a curated record. The transcript is spliced from 7 exons. NCBI's taxonomy places the organism in Eukaryota, Metazoa, Chordata, Actinopteri, Pleuronectiformes, Pleuronectidae. The coding region runs from base 522 to 1136 and encodes 204 amino acids.
AUUCUCUUUGGCCACAGUCUGAGUUCACCCCCCCGUUCGGAUUCAUCCAUGAUUCAAACGUGACAGAGAAGGAAAAGCUGCUUUUAGGCUUCGGAUCAGAGGAAACGUGUUCAGGCCGACGGACGUGAGACGUGAGGACAUGUGGAAAAGAGACGGACACGUUGUGAUGUCACAAACCUAAGUAACCAAUCCUGUUAAUUUGUGGGUGGGGGCUCAGUAGCAGAGCGAGGACUUCCUGGUUUCCUCCCUCAGUGGAAAACACCUUUUGUUUUGGUUGCACUUGAUCCCGUCGGCUGUAACUUUCCCUCCAUCCUCCUUCCCUCUGCCUCCUUUCUCCUGGUCUGCUGUGAUUGGUCGGUUUCCUGUCAGCGUGCACACUGGAGGUAUAAAGCCUUGUGGGCUGGGGGGGGGGGCGGAGACAACCCACAGCCUGCUGCUGAACACUGAAGAACGCUGCUGCUCGCUGUCACAACAAACCCCGUCUGCACCAGCUGUGUCUUUGGAUCUCUAACUCUGUCGCCAUGUGUAAAGGACUCGCAACUCUUCCUGCCACAUGUCUGAAAAGUGCCAAAGACAUCAAGCACAAAAUAAGCUUCUUACUGCAGAAGCCUGAACCUCAAGCUGCAGAUCAGAAGCAGACGAAGGAGAAGAGCGUUGCUGCUGCUGCUGCUGCUGCUGAGAAGAGGGUUCCGACUGCAACCGAGGUGAAGCAAUGGACAGAGUCCUUCAGCCACGUCAUGAACAGUGACACCGGGCGCUGGAUCUUCCGCAGCUUCCUGAGGUCGGAGUUCAGCGAGGAGAACAUGGACUUCUGGCUCGCCUGUGAGGAAUACAAGAAGACCGGAGCGUCCAAGCUGGGGAGCAGAGCCAAGGACAUCUACCGGCAAUACGUGGAGGCCGACGCCCCUAAUGAGGUGAACUUGGACGCGGCCACCAGGGAGGACACGAGGCAGAACGUGGAGCACGCCUGUCUGUCCUGUUUCGACGAGGCCCAGAGGAUGAUCUACGUCCUGAUGGAGAAAGAUUCCUACAGACGCUUCCUCAACUCCAAGCUGAUCCGGGAUCUGCUUCAGAAGAACGAGAUGAAAAACUGGGACUAUGCAAAGAACACGCAGGCGUUAAGUGGUGGCGCCUAAACGUGAAGGGGGGAAGACGGGAAGAAGAAGACAAGACAUACAAGAGACGCUGGUGGAGAUCGGUUUGUGUUUAGAAGAAUCGGAGGUUCAGAAGGUGACGUAAGAAAGGUUCACGUGGGAGGAGGUCGAGAUUUCAUUUCUCUUUUUUUGAUACAUUUCAUUAAUUCCUGGAUGUCUUUGGUCCCUUUAAUGGUUUUGCCGUGUCAUGUCCACUGUUUGUGCAUGUGUCCCCCGUCCCCUGUGUCUGAUUUAACUGUUUCAUACAUCAAGUCACGAUAUAUAUAUAAAUAAAUACACAUGAGGUUUAAACAUUUGCUUCUGCAUCAAAACAAUCUAACGCUACCUCCGCCCGACGGAGACACAAACCUCCUGACAACGCCUACAUGGAUAAAUGUUCAGUGUCUUACCCAUCAGUGUUAAAGUGUUGUAUUUAUGAGACUGUAUAUUUAUACAUUUUAAAAAUAAAGAACAAUACGAAUAAAGCAGA